Messenger RNA from Drosophila rhopaloa, 1390 nucleotides. It is a transcript of the gene TfIIS, whose product is annotated as transcription elongation factor S-II. The transcript is spliced from 2 exons. Gene Ontology annotation, cellular component: nucleus. The record is from RefSeq and is a predicted model, not a curated record. Gene Ontology annotation, molecular function: nucleic acid binding; zinc ion binding. Gene Ontology annotation, biological process: DNA-templated transcription; transcription elongation by RNA polymerase II. Bases 253 to 1203 code for a protein of 316 amino acids. NCBI's taxonomy places the organism in Eukaryota, Metazoa, Arthropoda, Insecta, Diptera, Drosophilidae.
GCCGGCAUUUCUUGACAAGCCGCUAUGCGGUACCACUAAAACGCAUUAGGGUAUUCUCCCAACUCGUUCUGCGAAUACAGAAACGAAAAAAAUAGUAAACAACUUUUAUUGGAGGGAAAAAAGGAAGUAGGUCAGUUGCCGUCAAAUAUCUGUCACAGACCCGAAAUAUACACGACAGCCGGUAGCUGACUACAGUUUACCUAACCUCUGAUCCGUAACGUCGCGUAUGCACAGCAGAUACAGUCGGCUAAAAUGAGCGUGGAGGAGGAAGUGUUUCGGAUCCAGAAGAAGAUGUUAAAGAUAUCGACGUCCAGCGACGGCACGGGACAGGAUCAGGCAUUGGACCUGCUGAAGGCCCUUCAAACUCUGAAUAUUAACCUGGAGAUCCUGACCAAGACGCGAAUUGGCAUGACGGUCAACGAACUGCGCAAGAGCAGCAAGGACGAUGAGGUCAUUGCCCUGGCCAAGACUCUGAUCAAGAACUGGAAGCGUUUUCUGGCCAGCCCGGCGCCCACAACGCCCAAUCACAGCUCCUCCAAGGAGGGCUCCACCAACAACAGCAGUGCCUCCAAGUCAUCGAGCGCCGCCAAGUCCUCUUCGUCCUCCUCCAGCAAGGACAAGUCCAAUAGCAGCGGCAGCAGCUCUUCAAAGGACAAGGAGAAGAAGGCUUCCUCGUCCUCACAGUCAUCGUUUCCCUCCGGCGGCAUGACGGAUGCCGUGCGCAUCAAGUGCCGCGAAAUGCUGGCUGCCGCCUUGAAGAUAGGCGAAGUGCCAGAAGGAUGUGGGGAGCCCGAGGAAAUGGCCGCAGAACUGGAGGAUGCCAUCUACUCGGAGUUCAAGAACACGGACAUGAAGUACAAGAAUCGCAUUAGAUCGCGCGUGGCCAAUCUCAAGGAUCCGAAGAACCCUGGCUUACGUGGUAACUUCAUGUGCGGCGCCGUCACUGCCAAGCAGCUGGCCAAAAUGACGCCUGAGGAGAUGGCCAGCGAUGAGAUGAAGAAGCUGCGCGAGAAGUUUGUCAAGGAGGCCAUCAACGAUGCCCAGCUGGCCACCGUGCAGGGCACCAAGACCGAUCUCCUUAAGUGCGCCAAGUGCAAGAAGCGCAACUGCACCUACAACCAGCUGCAGACCCGUUCCGCCGACGAACCGAUGACCACCUUUGUCAUGUGCAAUGAGUGCGGCAACCGAUGGAAGUUUUGCUAACUCCCGUAUCAGUUCCAAAACACUCCCAGCACACAGCACACACAUCCUUCAUACUCUAAUAAACAUUGUAAAGACACGACGUGAGAUAAUAUUUUGUAUAUGCUGGCCCCACGUGGAGCAGCUUACUCUGACCACCCUAACGAAAAGAAAAUAAAUUUCAAUAAACAUUAACUAUUGAUAAAACGUA